Messenger RNA from Ogataea parapolymorpha DL-1, 483 nucleotides. Its product is annotated as Peroxisomal membrane protein PEX22. The transcript has a single exon. The record is from RefSeq and is a predicted model, not a curated record. Lineage: Eukaryota; Fungi; Ascomycota; Pichiomycetes; Pichiales; Pichiaceae. The coding region runs from base 1 to 483 and encodes 160 amino acids.
AUGUCAAGAAACUCAAGGAAACUUUGGCCCCAUGCUAUUGCAGCGACAGCAGUUGUUGGAUUGGUAAUUGGAGGUGCUUGGGCGUUGAAAACGAUUAAUUCUGGGCUUUUCGAAGAACCUGCAAAGACAUCCGAAGCUAGCAAGAGCAAUGGUCAAUCUGUGUCACUGGUUCUCACGCAAAAGGAUCUUGAUUCUUUUAGUGCUGCUUAUCUGAAUGAAUAUCCAAACCUUACUGUCAUUCUUCAUCCUUCGGUUGAUAAAUCAGAGUUUUUAUCAAGGUUCAAUGUGCAAGGAAACUCACACAAAGUCAUCCAAGUUCGGUCAGAGGAGAGUAUUUUCCAUGUUCUAAAACAACUUAGCUCUAAAAUAAACCUUAUAACAAUGAACAACUUGGAAAUGUCUGCAAAUGAGGUCGAGGCAUUUCAUUUGGACAAGUUUCUGAUUAACGUUCAUGAGGUGGAUCAUAUAAAUGAUUAUAUAUAG